Cyphomyrmex costatus is the source of this 2112-nucleotide messenger RNA. RefSeq names its product translocon-associated protein subunit alpha. Gene Ontology annotation, cellular component: endoplasmic reticulum; endoplasmic reticulum membrane. The coding region runs from base 141 to 1964 and encodes 607 amino acids. Lineage: Eukaryota; Metazoa; Arthropoda; Insecta; Hymenoptera; Formicidae. The record is from RefSeq and is a predicted model, not a curated record. The transcript is spliced from 7 exons.
GCAAGUUCCACGUAGCAUCAGAUAGAAUGUAGUCACGACAAUUGCACGUUAUGUCAGAACGUUAUAGGCUCAGUGAAUGUUGAGAUAGAAUUAAUUCGUGUAUUCUUAAUAAAAGCAUAUCUUUUGAACAGCAAAUUAAAAUGAGAUACUUCAACAUUUUCUUAUUCUUGGUUGUUUCAACAAUUGCAUUCGCAGCAAAUACAGGAUAUGUCUAUGCUCAAGAAGAUGAAAAUAUUGAUGAUAUUAUCGAUGUAGAAGGUGAAGAAGGUAGUAUAAUAACUGAUGAAGAAACAGAAGAAGAUAUCAGUAAUGCUUCAACCGAUGCCGAUACAACUAUACUUUUUACAAAACCGGUUCAUAAUACGUUAUCUACUCUCGAAUUGCCAGCUGGAAAUAUAAUAGAAUUUCUUGUUGGAUUCACUAACAAGGGUGAAAAUGACUUUGUUCUGGAAUCAUUGGAUGCUUCCUUCCGUUAUGCAAUGGACUUUAAUUUUUAUAUUCAAAAUUUUUCCACGUUCACAUUUAAUAAAGUUGUGAAAUCCAAACAUGAAGCUACUUUAGCUUAUUCUUUUAUACCAUCUGAAAGUUUCGCUGGAAGGCCGUUUGGCUUGAAUGUUAACCUGAAUUAUAAAGAUACCAAUGGCAUUUCCUACAAUGAAGCGGUCUUUAAUGAAACUGUACAAAUUAUAGAGAUAGACGACGGUCUUGAUGGAGAAACUAUUUUUCUUUAUGUAUUCCUUGCAGCAUGUGUUAUAUUGACUCUUGUAGGAGGUCAACAAUUGUUGUCAUCUCUGGGGCGCAAAUCGCGUUCUUCUACUACUCGUAAAGUACCAGUAGAAAUGGGUACAUCAAAUCCUAACAAUGUAGAUUAUGAUUGGCUGCCAAAAGAAACUCUCAAUAGAAUCAGUAAAGGACAUCCUAAGAGCCCGAGGAGUCCAAGAUCCCGUAGCCCUCACAGUCCACGACCCCGCAGUCCUCGGACAAGAAGUCCACGAUCACCGCGUGAACGUUCUUCCCGCGAACGCAAUAAAAACAGACCAGCCGCUCGUAGUUCUAGCACAGGCAGUACAUGUUCUGACAGAUCAUGUUCCGUUUGUUCACCGAAGGAACGACGACGCGUUGCGCCACUGUCUCGUUCGCAUUCGAGAUCGGUUAGUCCGGUACGAACUAGGACACAUCACAAGGAUGUAAUCGCGUCGACGAGUUCACGGACCUUACAGUCGCGCACGAGACCACGGUCGCCGCCUUUGCCGCGACCACGUACCCCACCGCCAGCGCCGCAACCGCCGCUGCGUCAUCAAAAGGAUUACAAGAACAUCAAAGAGAAAGAAGCCAAAGUUCGCCGUAAAGAGAAACAUCAUACCAGAUUACCAGAAGAUCCGCGAGUACCAGAUCCUAUCUCAUUGAUACGUAAACCAGUAAAAGUAGAAAAAACACAUACAAGUCAUGGAGCAUCACAAAUAAUACGGCCUCAGCCAGAAUCUUCACCCAGCGAAGACAGUGAUAGUUCCUCGACUACAUCCCAUGUAGGACCACCAAAAAUGACAUUAUCUGAACGAUUUGGUAAAAUGGCGCAGUGGAGUGUAGAUCGUAGGGAUAUGGAAAAUAUGCGUAUCACGAAAGAUGGCGAGAAUGCAAUGAAAGUCGUUAUAGAGGGUGAGGAGAGAAUCGCGCGUUUAGGAUAUGAUUCACCACCUCCCGGUCAUUAUCCUGAAUCACUUUUGGCGCAAGGACCAAGAGGUUUUGAAUGCUGGGAUGAUGUUCGCGUUCGAUAUGAUUAUUACAAAGCGAGGGGAUAUCUUCGUGAUCUCACUUUAGAUGAUUAUAUCAAAUGGGAAGAAUGGUGGUACAAGUAUCAGGAAUGGCUCGAAGCUGAACGUUUCUAUGAGCAAUGGGCCUCGACAAAUCGUUCAUCCGGUGGUAGUCGCAAGAGACGAGGACGACGCAAUAAUGUUACUCACUAAGGUAUAAGUCACUGUUAUGAUUUAUACUUGAUUUAUUGACAAAUUAUGCAGUGAUAUCUGUAAGCUUAGAGGAUACAAAACAAAAAAAAAUAUAUAUAUUAUGUAUGUACAAGCUAUGUAUCGUAAUAAAAAGGAUGAUUGUGCAAAA